AUGCAUGGUAAUUUUUUGGGGUGCUCUGACGACGGGUCCCGGGCCACCGGCUGUGCAGGGGGCUCCGGCGGAUGUUCUUCUGCACUGGGGCCCCCUGCGCGUACUACUGGCGCUGUUGCUGUGCGCAGCAGCGGCACCAUCACAGGUCAAUCGGAACGAUUCCCGUUGGGUAAAGAUUGCCAAGCGACGCCAAUAUCACAACCACAAAAAGCCUACCAGCACCAGGAGAGGUACCAAUAUAAUGAACGCUCUCCGUGCCUAUCAGCAUCUUCUACAAAUGCUAGCCGGUACUCUAGAUCCGGCAAUAACGAUAGGUACUCACAUGGUAGUCUGGAAAGAUACCAUGUUGCCGCUGUUUACUCACGUACUCCUACUCCGUCUUCGGAGAGGUACCACACUUUUGACAAGAAGUACCAUUUGCAGCAAAAUGAAGCAAUGGAGGCGACGGCGCAAGAGACUUGUGCGAUUGAAAGAUACACUCCGACUGAGCGACACAGACGGAACUCCAAAUCCGACAUUUACAAGAUUAGAGAGAGAUCGUCUAGCUCGGAUAGGAAAGAAAGACUACAAAGAGACCUUCAUCAGACCAGACCUCAAUAUGAGUCGACAGGUCAAUACGAAAGGCCAGCAACACCAUCAAUUUUGGCCUGUCCACCAGCGCCAGCACCAUUCGGUCCGGCGGCGCCAUCCGAACCACCCUCUCCGGCACCAGCGUGCGAUCGAUUUGUCGCACCCCCGCCUGCAGAAGGUGAACCCGAGUCCUCGGACUGUUACGCCCACGGCGCUUUCCCCAGUCCUGUGGCACCCGCAGCACAAGAAAGAUUCGCACCACCGCCUCCGCUACCCGCUCCAUCGCCUACAGAAGAACGACCCAGCAGUAAACAAAGAUAUCAUCAGGAAAAGUACAACUACAGCUCUUCACAUCAAUCACCUUCGGAUAGAUAUUAUCAAUAUAAACAGGAUAGGUAUCAAAUGCCUACCGGAACCAGUCCCACUCCAUCGAGUGGAUAUCAUCAGCCGGUGAACGAUGAUGAACAAAGAUUCAACGAAGGGCAGAGGUACAUACCACCAAACGCACAUAUGCCCGUUGAACGGUAUGUACCUCAACCCCAACCACAAGAAACUUUUUAUGGCUCGUAUCAACUGGCGUACGAGCGAUAUGCUAAACAAUACAAUGGCAGUGACCCUUACAUGCGAAGAGACUUAACCUAUCAUUAUAGAUUGCCUAUCCAAUUUAGUCAAAAUCAAUUUCAGAAAAUUAGAUACUUGGGCACACCGUCGCGAGCAAAAUGUUGUCAGUUUGAGAUGUCUCGUUCAAGUCCCGGUUCAAGUAGUAGUAAUAGUUCGGUAACCAGCGGUCAUACUUCCAGUCUGCAAGAAGACAUACAGUGCCAAAAUUACCAAGGAAACCAUGCUCAUUAUCAACAGGAAAAGGGUACCCAAUGUUCAGCCACCCCUUCCGUACCAGUUGGGCCAGGCCGAACCUCAGCUCUUAUUCCUUGUCGCCAUGGAGGCUGUGAAGGUGGAGUUGAAUACGUUGGCGCCAGUGGAGGUAGACGAGUAUGUGCAACGCCACCUCCUCGUCCUCAGGAACGGUGCGAGGGCUGCAUACAAGCUGCGGCACAGGCGGCAGCUGCAGCGGUCGCAGCUGUCCAAUUGUCGACACAGUCACAAACGUUGGAGAGGUCUACAGGGAGAGGACAGCAACAACAGGCGUGGCGAAAUUCCGCAUCAAAUGUUCAACAAUCUUCAAGCCAACCAAUACCGCAACAUCACUCUAUCUCAAGCGAUCAAUCUCAGAGUUCUUCUCAACUGACGCCGCGUCAUGUUCAAACUAGUAGAAGUCUGACACCGACGAAUCAAAGGUCCUUAACUCCAACUACUGUAUUAUCAAGUUCGGGAACGGAACAAUCGGGUAUUAGUUUAAGUGGAUCGAGUGAGGAUCGAAGAGAUAACUCUACUCCCAGACAACGUCUCAACCAAACCAUUGUAUCGACGAAUCAAACCUUAACACCUCAAGUAAACGUACCGACAAACCGAAAUGUUCAAAUCGCUCAUGCUUCUACCUCCAACAUACCAAAUAUACAAGCGCUACCUUUAUCGGCAAGUGGUAGCCAAACAUCUCAAAUUCCUACUCAAAAUUUACCGUCAUCAUCGGGCAAGUGUGGAAUUUCAGUCCAGAGAGCAAUAUCCAUGCCGACCUCUUCUGGCGAACAUUCAAGAAUCGGUCAAGACAAUCGAGCUGGAUUACAAAGGAGCGAGGCAUCAGAUAGACCCGCUGGAAAGAGGGUUAAUUACAGCCAAAGCGAGAGAACACCAAGGAGCAGACCACCGCUCAAUAGAUCCCUUAGUAAAAAAGAAAUGAUUAAAAACUAUAUUAAAAAGGAAACGGCAAAUUUCUUCGGCGUUGGUGAAAAUGAAGAUGAAGAGCAACAAAGAUGGUUGGAUAGAAGGAAAAGAAUGGCUUCGAGAACCAUGGGUCCCUUAAAGGAAGAGUACGCUACCUUAUCGUAUAGAACCCAGUCUCAAGUUCCGCAGCACAUCAGACACAGAAGAACGGCAUCGGAAGCAGCACCGAGAACUUCGGGAAUGUCCGGCCAACUGAUGUCCGGAGGGCGUCCUGACGUACUACCAGGUGAACAGGAGGAUAUUACCGACGGCUAUGAUAGAGUCGGUGGUACGGAAUUGAGAAGAAAAGACUCCGUAGCCAGAAUGACUUGGAAUGGCUUAAAUUAUGUGGUUACGACACUUACGAGGCAUAAGCAACAUCCUAGAUCGCAGCAAGGGAAUUGGUCACGGAGCUUUCCACCCGAAACUGAACAGCAGUCACCGGUCAACCAAUUACCAUCCCCCGAAGAAGAGGCAGAAGCAUUUUUCGAAAAACCUGUUGAAGUGAUCAGUAAUGAAGAUACUGUAGAUCGGCCUUCCAAACCUGCCGACGUACCUAGAUACUCAGCUGCCGCAGGCAUAAACUGGCCUAGGGAUCACGAUGUAGUUCUCAGACAUGCUCAACACAGGACAACAGUUGGAUCGUCUCAUAUACCAACUUCUAUUUUAGACAACGUAUUAGACAAUUCCAAUCGAAAACAAUAUGGAACUGGAUGGAUCGGACGAGUGUUCGGGAAUUCGUAUCGAAAAUCUGUAGUGGGAGACGCAAGAAUUCAAGCUCAAAUCGAUGACAUGGACGAUAACAGACCGUUUUUUACGUACUGGGUAACGGCAGUCCAGAUAUUAGUACUAUUAAUAUCAAUAUUAUGUUAUGGUCUUGGACCAUUCGGAUUCAACUUACAAGCACGAUCUGGACAAGUGUUAGUCACGAGUUUAAGUCUGCAACAAGUCGAUUACAUGGAACCCGCUAAUUUUUGGAUCGGACCGAGGGCAGCAGAUUUAAUUCACUUAGGGGCAAAAUUUGCUCCAUGCAUGAGGUUGGACGAUAAAAUAAUGUUAGAAAUUGAAAAAAUUAGAAAGAAGGAGAAAGAGACAGCCUGCUGCAUUAGAAAUGAUGAUUCGGGAUGUGUGCAAUCAUCUCAGGCGGAUUGCUCGUUGAGGGGUCUAAGACCAACGAAAACAAUAUCAACAUGGAAGAAAUGGACAUCGGGCGAUACCGGUCCGGGAGGCAGAAUAUCUGGGUCGGUGUGCGGCCUGGAUCCAAAGUAUUGCGAUGCACCGCCGAGCGUACACCCUUACGAAUGGCCCGAUGAUAUUACAAAAUGGCCUAUUUGUAGGAAAACUAACACUCAAAUUUCGCAAUCUGUUGCCAAACGCGAUAAAGGAGGAACUAAAGACCGGUCCGCUGAACAUAUGGUAUGCGAAGUAAUCGGCCAUCCUUGCUGUUUAGGUAUUCAUGGCCAAUGUCAUAUAACCACUAGGGAGUACUGCGACUUUGUUCGAGGUACUUUUCACGAAGAAGCAUCGCUUUGUUCUCAAGUAUCUUGUUUAAACGACGUUUGUGGUAUGGUGGAUUUCUAUUUCCCAGAUACCCCAGAUCAAUUUUACCGGCUGUGGACGUCGCUGUUUCUUCACGCCGGUAUUCUACAACUUAUAAUUACCGUUGUGGUUCAGUACUUUUUAAUGCGGGAUUUAGAAAAACUGACUGGAUCUCUCAGAAUAGGAAUCAUUUAUAUUGGUUCCGGGGUGGCAGGAAAUCUAGCAAGUGCUAUUUUCGUUCCAUACAGGGCUGAUGUGGGUCCAGCUGGCUCCCAGUUUGGUCUACUAGCCUGCUUAAUCGUUGAAGUACUUAACUCUUGGAAGAUGUUGAAACAUCCUAAUCAAGCUCUCUGCAAACUACUAUCAAUAACUACAUUAUUAUUUUUUAUUGGGUUGUUGCCUUGGGUCGACAACUACGCUCAUUUAUUUGGGUUCAUGUUCGGCUUUCUACUGAGUUACGCGCUUUUGCCUUUUGUAUCUUUUGGGCCAUAUGACAAGCAGAAGAAAAUAUUCUUAAUAUGGGUUUGUCUUUUGACCGCUUUGAUACUUUUCAUUGUAUUAAUAUUAUUAUUUUAUAUUAUACCCGUUUACGACUGUAAAAUAUGUUCAUAUUUUAACUGUUUGCCGCUCACACGAGACUUUUGUGCUUCUCAAAAUAUCAAUUUUAAAAGAGAAGACAUAAAAGUAUGACAUCAAAUUCAACGGUAUUCUACCGUAUAUGUAAGUCUGGGUUCUUUGAUGGUAACUAAUAUUCAUUUUAAAAAUGCAUGUUUCGCCAAAAAAUAAAUUUAUAUUGUGUUUUUAUUGUUGAAUAUGAAACAAAUUAAUUUCUUCAAAAAAGUCUUCUCGGUAUUUUUGCCACUAGAAGAAAUUGUACAAUAAGAAUAGUUUGGGGGACCAAUUUGUCAAUAGGUAUUUUACUAAUAAAACAAAUUUAUCUAACGGACAAAAAAUAGUACAACAAUAUACAUGUAUUUAUUUUAACAGAUCGUUAACGGUUUUUAAUUGACGUUUUUGUUAAAAAAACUAAACUGUUCUUGAAUUGUACAGGGUGGGCCAAAUUGGACACUUUUAAAGGCAAACUCCCCUUUCUAAAGGAGAUAUAGAAAAACUAAUGGUAUCUGGAGCUCAAUUGUCAUCAAAAACAUAAUAGUAAAACCCGAACAUCUGUUACUGUUUUAGAUUUACAGGGUGUUUUUAAAAAAUGUGCAUUUUUAAAAACCGGUGGUAAUUGUUUUACUAUGGAAAAUUUUGUGUUCUAAUGAAAGUAUAUCCAAAUCACUUUUUUACAUAGAAUUUAAUGGUUUAAGUAUAAUUUUUUUUAGUUAACAAUUUUAGAGUUCCACGCAAAAAA
This is a messenger RNA of Sitophilus oryzae (rice weevil), 5281 nucleotides long. It is a transcript of the gene rho-5, whose product is annotated as inactive rhomboid protein 1. The record is from RefSeq and is a predicted model, not a curated record. Gene Ontology annotation, biological process: regulation of epidermal growth factor receptor signaling pathway; regulation of protein secretion. Gene Ontology annotation, molecular function: serine-type endopeptidase activity. Bases 1 to 4617 code for a protein of 1538 amino acids. The transcript has 22 exons. Gene Ontology annotation, cellular component: endoplasmic reticulum membrane. NCBI's taxonomy places the organism in Eukaryota, Metazoa, Arthropoda, Insecta, Coleoptera, Curculionidae.